Verticillium nonalfalfae is the source of this 2883-nucleotide messenger RNA. Its product is annotated as Transmembrane protein 63C. The transcript is spliced from 4 exons. Lineage: Eukaryota; Fungi; Ascomycota; Sordariomycetes; Glomerellales; Plectosphaerellaceae. The record is from RefSeq and is a predicted model, not a curated record. Gene Ontology annotation, molecular function: calcium-activated cation channel activity. Gene Ontology annotation, cellular component: plasma membrane. Bases 1 to 2883 code for a protein of 960 amino acids.
AUGGACUUUGGCGACGAUUCUCGCACCGGCUCCGCGCGCGACGAUGGCGAUGGCGGCACGCUGAGCAAGCAGCUCGGCAACAAGGGCGAUUCCGCGUCCUUGGCCUCGCUCACGAGUACCCUUCUGCCCGUGCUCAUCUACUCAGCCGUGUGCCUCAUCAUAUUCUGGUUCUUCCGCAGAAAAGUGCAACGGGUGUACUCACCGCGGUCCAUCCUGCACAGCCUGUUUGCAGAGGAGCGAAGUCCACCUCUUCCGCAAGGAUGGUUUAACUGGCUGAAACCCUUCUGGAAGCAAGGCGACGACUUUGUUCUGAACCAUUCAUCAUUGGAUGCCUUCCUGUUCUUACGAUACCUCAAGGUGCUUUCACUCAUCUGCUUCGUCGGUUGCUGCAUCGUCUGGCCUGUGCUCAUGCCUCUGCAUGCAACUGGUGGAAAUGGCCUGACAGAGCUGGAGCGCGUGACGAUCGGCAAUGUCAGCGAUCCGAACACAUUCUUCGCUCAUGUUGCCGUCGCAUGGGUCUUCUUUGGUAUUGUCCUCUGUUCUUAUCGCGAUGCUGCGCGCCUUCGUAAGGUCUUUGGUGACUCGGUGAAGCAUGUUUGGAUCCUUCGAGACACUAUCGAUCUCGAGCACCUCGUCGAUGAGCGCACCAAGACCGCCACCCGCCUAGAGAGGGCUGAGAUCCAACUCAUCAAAAUGGCAGAUCGCGCAAGAAGGCGCGGUGAGCGCGCCGCACCCGCACUGCCGGAGCACCUGCUUCCGCCGAGCGACUCGCCUCACCAUCCCGCGGCAGCCAUACCUGUGUCGCUCUCCGACGCAUCGCGACCCUCCUCACCCUCAACAUCCACGACGCCACUCCCAGCUGGCACGUCUUCGGCGCCUCCGUCACCGAAGCUUUCUGAAGAUCCAGAGAAGCACGCCGGCUUCCCUCAAACACUUCCCGACGUCAAUGGCUCUGUUGCCGGGCAAUGGAUCCCGGCCGACAAGCGACCCCGCCAUAGACCCCUUGGAAACUUCCUCCGUAGCGUCGACACCAUCAAGUGGACGAGACGCCGCCUCAAGGCGCUGAACCCUGCCAUUGCCAAGCUGCGGCGCAGACUUCACCGCGGCACCGAGGGCAGGCCAUUGGAGUCGGUCUUUAUCGAGUUCGCCACGCAGUCCGACGCUCAGCGCGCAUACCAGACGCUGGCCCACGAUAAACCCAUGUUCAUGUCGCCACGCUUCAUCGGCAUCCGGCCUGACGAGAUCGUUUGGGACUCUUUGCGCAUGAACUGGUUCGCUCGUAUGGCGCGACGCUUCGCCAUGCUGGCGGCGAUUGUAGCUGCCAUCAUCUUCUGGUCCAUUCCAUCGGCCUUGAUCGGAACAUUGACCAACAUUGAAAAGCUGAGCCAGAUGGUCUUCUUUUUGGAGUGGAUCAUGCUACUCCCGAAGGUCGUUCUCGGGGUCAUCCAGGGUCUACUGCCUGCGUUGGCGCUGUCGUUACUGAUGGCCAUCGUGCCAUGGAUUUUGAGAGGUUGCGCUCGCGUCGCUGGCGAACCUUCGCUAUCCGAUAUUGAGCUCUACGUGCAGAGCUUUUACUUCGGCUUCCAGGUGGUCCAGGUCUUUCUCGUCACGACCUUGACGUCGGCCGCGUCCGCAGCCUUCAGCCAAAUCCUCAAAGACCCCCUCAGCGCGAAAGACCUGCUGUCCGAAAACCUCCCGAAAGCGUCCAACUUUUACCUCUCCUACAUCCUCAUCCAGUGCCUUGCCGUUGGCGCUGGCAACCUCCUUCGUCUCUACGAUCUCCUUCGCCAUGGCAUCAUGGCGCGCUUCGUCCAGAACCCCCGCGUGAAGUGGCGCGUCUGGAAGAGGGUGCGUCCUGUCCACUGGGGAGGGUGGUUUCCCGUCUUUACCAACAUGGGAGUCAUCGCGAUCAGUUACUCCUGCAUUGCGCCAGUCGUUCUCGGCUUUGCCUCUGUCGGCAUGUACGUCAUCUACCUCGUCAGCAAGUACAAUCUGCUGUUUGUCGAGGAUUCAUCCAUCGACACCCGUGGUCUUUGCUACCCACGGGCUCUCAAGCAUCUCCUGUUCGGCCUCUACCUCUCCGAGAUCUGCUUGGUCGGCCUCUUCGUCCUCCGCUCCGCCUUUUACCCUAUGAUCUUUAUGAUCAUCUUCCUCAUCUUCACUGCGCUCUUCCAUUACAGCCUGAGCGAGGCCCUAGCCCCUCUGCUGGCCAACCUCCCGCGCACUCUUGCGCUCGAGAUCGAGGAGCUCAGCAGGACCGACGACUUCCCUUCCCCUGGUCUGUCCGACAUCGGAGUGGCCGACUCUUCUCCGCACAUCUUCGGUCAAGACGGCGACGAAGACGAAGAAGACGACGGUCCUGAACACGUCACUCUGGGCAACCGAGGGGGUUCCAAUCCAGGUCUCGAAGGCAGCGCCUCGCUGGGCAGGACGUUCGCCAAAGUCUCGUGGAACGCGUACGUCAAGGCCGUCACAGCCCAGCUCCACAAGAUCGGCCUCGGGCCGGUCCUCGAGCGCAUCGACGCCAUUAUCAGGCCAGAAUACAGCCCGACUCCGAAUCCGAUCAUGCGGUUCCUGCACCCUUCGACGUUCGACUCGUUCGCGCACCUGCGUGAACUGAUCCCCAAGGAUCUUCCAGACCCAACAUCGACAUACCCCGAAGACUACGUCUUCAAGACAUAUUACCCGCCCGAGAUGUGGGAGCCCGCACCGAAGCUGUGGAUCCCCAAAGAUGAGGGCGGCGUCAGCGCGCAAGAGGUGGAGCAUUGCGCACGGUACGGCAAGGUCGAGGCCACUGACGAGGGUGCCUGGCUGCAGGAGGAUGGGAAAGUUGGGUGUGAGGUCGAGCAGGCACCAUUCUGGGAGGAGAGGGUGCUCUAUUGA